UUUGUAAAAAAAAAACGCAAAAGGGGCCAAAAAAAGGCAAAUUCCACACAAAGAUAAAAAUGCAAGAAAAAUAAGCCAGAAAAAACACCAAAACGCAGGGGAAAACUGUGGCAGUUUUUCUGGUGUUUUUAUGCCACAAAAAUCGCAGGGCAAAAAUCUCAGUGGAGUCCUAGCCUAUAAGUGUGUCCGGGCUGGCAUGGAUUUGUAGUGGAAAGAGUUGUUUUGCGACAAAAAUGCGCUUUUUCACAAAAGUCACACAUAUAAAAAAUUUAAGGCCACUGCUCAAACUUGCUUAUAAAACCUUCCACCAUAGACUGAUUUGUAAAAAACUGCAAAUAAAAAGACGCAAAUAUUUUGCGCAAAAACACACAGUGCCAAAACAUUGUGACUAAGGCUACGCUUUCCUGCCCCCCGUUAAUUGUAUCCAUCUGAAUCUCACCGAAAGGGGGUGCUGACAUAUAUAACGUUAACGGUAGCAGCCUUGGCCAUAGAAGUGAAAAUGGUCAUGUUUUCAACGGAAUGUAAACGGGUACAAUUAAGGAAUGUAGUGUGAUUGUACCCUGAAUUACACAAAAUUCCCCCCAUUGUAAACCCCGCCUUGUCCACUUUCCUUGGGCGAUGCUAAGAUUUCCCUUAUCAGGUGAGAUAAAUCCUGAUGAAUUGUCAGCAGCUGGCACAGGAUAAAUAACACCACUGCAGGGGCAGGCUUGCUUUUCAUUAUCUAGUUCCAUGUCCUUUCAGCAAGACUUCUAUGUACAAGUGCCAUCUGGGGAACAAUGAGGCGGACAUGGAUGCUGCUUAUUUUAGUUUUCUUUACUGGAUUCCUGGGCCACUUGGCAGCAGAUCCUUUGAAGUGCAGUGUUCUGCAGCAGUCUAUAUGUAACGAUAAGUGCAUUCCGUUUUCAUGGCUUUGCAAUGGAGAAAAGGAUUGCCCUGAUGGUACUGAUGAGCAGUGUGAUCUACCAUGUCGUGGUGAUAUAGAUGCUUGGCAAUGUGACAAUGGAAAAUGUAUUUCUAAAAGCUGGAAAUGUGAUGGUGUUGGUGACUGUCUGGAUGGUUCAGAUGAGGCAGACUGCGCCUGCACAGGUAACAAAAUCCAGUGUGCCAAUAGUGACGAAUGCAUCCACGAAUGGGAGGUUUGUGAUGGUCACAAUGACUGUGGAAAUGGUUCAGAUGAACAGAACUGUUCAACGCAGAGUUGUAUGGAACAUCAGGUGCAGUGCAGGAAUAAAGUGUGCAUUAUGGAGUCCUGGCAAUGCGAUGGAAUAAACAGCUGUGGAGAUGGGUCUGAUGAAGAGUCUUGUGAUCUUUGUGGUAAAGGAUUCUUUAAAUGUGGUGAUGGAAAAUGUUUGAAGGACAGUAAAGUCUGUAACAAAGAAGUAGACUGCCCUGAUGGCUCAGAUGAAGCCGAUGUUUGUGGUCGAUCUUGCGCUAAUGAUAAUGGUGGCUGCUCACAGAAAUGUGAAGAUGUUGCGUGGGGUGUCAACUGUUCCUGCUACAAAGGCUGGAAACUCGAGCCAGACAGACUUAGAUGUGCUGAUAUUGACGAAUGUUCUAUGGAUUAUAGUCCUUGUCAUCAGCUUUGCAGCAACUCGAAUGGAUCCUUCACUUGUGGUUGUACUAAAGGAUUUGAACUUGAAGAAGGAACAGUGUGUGAAGUUAUAGGUAAUGCUACAGUAAUACUGCUAGUAGCAAAAAGGGGUGAAAUUGGUAUAAUGGAUGCAUGGAGUGGCGACUACCUGCGUCUUCUUCCAGUUCAUGGUCAGCCUAUUGCUGCUGCUUAUUACUUGUCUAAUGAAUCCUAUUUCUGGAUAGAUGAGAACAAAACUCUGCAGUCUUUCACGAUUGGACGCAAAAACUCAACUGCCCUCUAUCCAGAUGUUGGUAAUGUUAACAGCAUAUCUGUGGACUGGAUUACAGGCCAGCUUUAUUGGUCCAGCAGUGUGCGUAAAUCAAUUUCUGUAGGGUUGAUCAAUGGGCAGGGCUAUGUUGACAUCCUUGUAAAGAGCAUUGUACCUGAUCAGCUUAUUGUCUUUCCACAAAAAAGAUACAUGUACUGGGUAAACUAUGGUAAAAACGGUAAUACCACUCUGGAGACAGCUGGCAUGGAUGGAUCAGAUCGGCAUGUGAUCUUGUAUGUACCUAUGGAACAGCCAACAAGCCUCACCCUUGACUACAUUACAUCCCGCUUAUACUGGAUUAGCGAGUACAAGGAGUCAAUUGAGACUAUUAAAACUGAUGGAAGUGGUAGAUUUACCUUCCCGGAUAUUCUGCAUAAAGACCAGAAUGCCCUGGGUUUGUCCAUUUUUGAAGGAUGGUUCUUUUUGGCUGAUGAAAACUAUCUAUAUUCUUUGCCGAGAAACAAUCCAAUGGAUAGAAGGCUUUUGCUAAACACAUCUGCUAUAUCUGCAUUUUCUGUACUACAUGAGCUACAGCAACCUAUUGAGGAACGAUCCCCAUGUUCUCAUAGGACCUGCAGUCACAUUUGUUUGCUGUCGCCUGUUUUGACCAAAUCGUAUAAGUGUGCCUGCCCUGCAGGAAUGUAUCUUUUACCAUCUGGAAAAUGUGAAGGCUUGAAGGUCAUGUAUGGCACUGGCAAUGGAAUUCACUUAUUGGAAUUUGGAUUUCAAGGUGUUGUGAAACAGACUGAUGUCUGGCAGGCACUAAAGAUAAAUUUGAUGGAUGUUGACUGGAAACGAGACCUCAUAUACUGGACAGAUGACCAUGGUCUUCUCCUACGAUCUAAUAGCCUCUUUGAGAAUCCUAAAGUUAUCCAAACGGGUGGUGCAGUGUGUAUGGUUAAAAUAGAUAUUGCUACAGGAAACAUUUAUUGGCUUUCUUGUGAAAAAUACAAAGUUUGUGUGACCAAGCACACUGGAUCGGGGACAAAGAUUAUUUACCAGUCCAUUAAUGCUAUACAACACUUGCUGCUUAACUGGGAGAAGGCAUUACUAUAUGUUGUAGAAGAGAACCUAAUUCGGCAGAUGAAUCUUAUUGGUGCUGAAGUGGAGAAUGUAUUGAAUGGCACUGGGUUUGUGCAAAUGACUUUAGAUAUAAAGUCCCAAAGCAUUUUGUGGACCUCACCAGAUUACAGUUUGUAUUCCUUUGGCCUUUUUAAAGAUCGACUUUUCCACUUAAAAGACAAUUUCACAAGUAUACUGAUGGAUUCCUUAGAGCCAUAUGUGAUUUCUUACAACAAACCAGUUAUUGAGAUAUGGGACAGAAAAACUAUGAAGAUUGUCUCCAAUGUUAACAGCGUAAACUUGACAAAGCUUGUAAUAUUGACCUCCAGUCAUGUAAAAGGCAUUCGAUCUGCAUGUAAUGGUGGCUGUAGGUCAGAAGAGAUCUGUGUGCCUGGCACCGAAGAAGUCAUACACUGUCUGUGUCCAGAUGACCAAGAUAGCUGCUCUGAUAGCGAUACCCCUUUGCAAGAAAAUGCUGCUUCAGAGACUUUAACUUGUCAAUGGGCCUUUCUUCCAUGUCGGGAUGGAAAGGAAUGUGUGUCUACGGAAUAUUUUUGUGAUGGUGAGAAGGAUUGCUUUGAUGAGUCUGAUGAGGAGAACUGCACAAAACUUUGUGGAAAUGAAGGCACUUUUCGAUGUGUAACUGGUACAAAAUGUAUAGAGGAUAGACAUCGCUGUGAUGGUGUGCCUGAUUGUUCUGAUGGUUCUGAUGAGCAAAAUUGCUGGAGCCCAUCAGAAAGCUGCGCCUUCUGGUGUGACAGGAACAAUCGUUGUCUUCCUCAGAGCUCUGUAUGUGAUGGAAAACCAGACUGCCUUGAUGAGUCGGAUGAGCAAGGCUGUGGGCCUAAGGAAUGUAGCCCUGGCAAGUUCAAAUGCACAGAUGGACAAUGUAUUCCAUAUAGCAUGCGCUGUGAUGGAGACAAUGACUGUGAUGAUCAUUCAGAUGAAGCAAACUGCACAAUUGCUAAACCUGUGCACUGCCAAAGUGGGGAUUUCAGGUGUCACAGUGGAGAAUGUAUCCUGGAAGUAUGGAAAUGUGAUGAUGCCAAAGACUGCAAGGAUGGAAGUGAUGAAAAGGACUGUAAAUUGGAGAAGGUACCUUGUGAGAAAAACCAAUGGGCUUGUGCAAGUGAAGAUCAAUGUAUCCCAUCUUUCUGGAGAUGUGAUGGAAAGGAGGACUGCAGAGAUGGCAGUGAUGAAGUUGGAUGUGAGCCCAAAAAAUGCAAUAGUCACCAGUACAAAUGUAAGGACUUGGAGUGUAUUCCUACUGAUGUAGUUUGUGAUGGAAAAGAUGACUGCUUAGAUGGUUCGGAUGAAGGAGGGCAAUGUGGUGUACCAUGUGAAGAAGGAUGUGCUCAUUCCUGCUAUAGCUCGCCACUUGGUCCAAAGUGUAUGUGUGAUAAAGGCUUCAAGUUAAGUAGUAACAGGAGUCUAUGCAUUGACAUAAAUGAGUGCAAAGAACUUGACCCAUCUCCAUGCAGCCAGUCUUGCAUCAACUUGAAUGGGACAUUCAACUGUACUUGUCGUCCAGGUUAUGUUCUGCAGCCAGAUGGACAGCAAUGUAAAGUAACAGGUUCAGAGCCAGUGUUGCUGGUAGCAGUACAAUUUGAUCUUCUCGUGUACAAGUUGCAGACACAUGGCGAGGAAGUUCUUAUGUCCACAGAUAAGAGCUCAAUGAUAUUUUCAGUAGAUUAUGACAUAAUGGAAAAGAAAAUUUUCUGGAUGGACCUAAAUGCUGAGAGCAUAAAGUGGAUAACUAUGGGCACGAAAACCAAAGGAACCCUAGUUAAAGGAAUUAAAUCUGACUGCAUAGCUGUUGACUGGGUUGGCCGUAACCUAUACUGGACAGAUGGAAUAGCUGGGCAGAUCCUUGCAACAGCUCUGGAUGCAUCUUGGAAAGGCUUUCCUGAAUAUACAGUCAUACUGGAUGAAGAUCUAGAUCAACCACGUUCUUUGGUUUUACAGCCACUUAGUGGACUAAUGUACUGGUGUGAAAUUGGCAUGCAGCCACAAAUUGAGCGUGCUGGCAUGGAUGGCAGUCACAGAAGAGUUCUGAUUGCAGAGCAACUUGGUUGGCCAACUGGAUUAGCACUUGAUCUGUUGAGUUGGAGAAUUUAUUGGUCCGAUGAUAAACUUCACUCCAUUGGUUCAGCCAGCUUGGAUGGGACAGAUAUUAAGGUGAUACAGCUGAAACACAUUCAAAGUCCAUUCGCCUUGGCAGUAUUUGAGGAUGAAAUCUACUGGUCUGAAAUGAAAACAAGGACUGUGCAAAAAAUAAACAAAAAAACUGGCAAGAACUUUUCUGUUCUUAUAAAGCGGCAUGGACAACCUUAUGGACUUAAGAUAAUGCAUGAAGUUUUGCAACCAACAACACACAAUCCUUGUCGAAAGCGGAAUUGUUCUCAUUUGUGUCUGCUUGGUCCUGGAUUAAAUGCAAGCUGCUCGUGUCCGACAGGACUUGCACUUUCAAGUAAUCUGUUAAAUUGUGUUCCACUUAAGGAUUUACCAUUUCUUCUCAUUUCUUUCCCAUCAUCAGUCAAUCAGGUUGAUUUGCAAAAACUCGACUCCAUGGACCAGAACUCUCUCACAAAAUAUCAGUUUGCAAGCCUGACUAAUAUGAACCAGAUCUCUUCCAUUGACUACAUUAUUCAUGAUCGAUCCCUUGUUUUUGCUGUCAAGCACGGUGGAUAUAUAGCCUCAACGAAAAUUAAAGAUUCUGAAUCUAAAGACUGGAAAAAGGUGGUUUUUGUUGAUGACAGUGUGAGUUCCAUUGCUCUGGACUGGUUGACUGGAAAUAUCUUCUGGAUUAGCACAUCCAAACCAUCCAUUCAAGUGGCAACUUCAAAUGGAAUGUAUAAAGCUGUAGUGUUAAAUGAGGACUUGUAUAAGCCAUCCUCCCUGGCACUCUAUCCAUCCAUUGGUCUAAUGUGCUAUUUUGAUGCCGGGCUAGAAAUGAAGAAAAACAGCCUUAAAAUAGAAUGUGCUAAUAUGGAUGGCACUAACCGAAGAGUGCUGUGGAGAAAGGACAAAGCUGUGAUAGGGUUGACGUUUGCAGACUCUGGGACCAGACUUUAUUGGGCUGAUAGAGAAUAUGGUACUAUUGAAUCAAUUAAAGUGGAUGGAUCAAGUUACAAGCUGGUCCGGAGUGGGCUGCGUGGUGUGAACACAUUCACUGCUGGGGAUGGCACAUUAUUCUGGACAACUAUUGAUAAUGGUACAGGAAGAUUUUGGUUUAGUAAAAUUGACACAAGUGAAAAUAAAUAUUUUGAGUUGAACCAAAAGGUGGUAGAUAUAAAAGUGUACAGCAGACCAGCUCAGCAAGGCAACAAUGCAUGUUCUAAAAAAAAUGGAGGAUGUAGCCAAAUUUGUCUGCCAAACCAUGGCAGUCGCACAUGCCGUUGUUCCCCCACAUAUCAGCUACUGAAUGCUACAAUGUGCCUUGAGGAGCCUAAAUGUCCCAAAAGUUAUUCGCUUUGCAAAGAUGGAUUACAGUGUGUUUCUAACAGCAAGAUAUGUGAUAAACGGAUGGAUUGUUUGGAUGGUUCUGAUGAGAGCGGCUGUUUGUAUAGUGGUCAUGGCUUAAAGUCUGUCACCUCUCCAUCAAAACCUAAAAUUCCUACCAAGAACAUUGGUCAUCCAAGACUUCCCGAGGCAACUGUAGAAAUGUUAAAGACAAAACCACCAACUCCAGAAAGCAACACUCUCCCUGAAGACUUGGAAGAACUUGAAGACAAGAGCCUUAUAAAUGAAGAUUUUGGAAGGAACAUGGAGUCUAGGCCAUGUAAUAGCGAGACUUGCAACAUGAGGGGAGAAUGUAUAGUAGACGAUGGUGUUAUCAGAUGUAAAUGCUUUUCAGACUACAGUGGAGACUUUUGUGAACAGGGGGUAAAACCCCUUGCCGUGCCCCUAACUGUUGGCACUAUUGCAGUUUUACUUGUAUUUGCAAUAGUGGCUGGAAUCUUCGUUCUUGUGAGUAGAAAAAGAGCCUUACAGAGGACCUCUAGCUCAGCUUCUUCAAGGACUCUGACUAGGCAAACUGCUAAGGACAUGGAACCACUAGAAGUUAAAGAGUCUUCAGAAACCUUCCUCAAUGAUGCAUUUGAUGCUGAGGGCACAACUACUGAAAAGGACAACGUCUGAGACAAUAUUAAGAAAAUAAGGAGCUGAACUCCAAAAGCCUCAAACUAUAUAAUAAAGAAAAUAUGACUAAGAAUAUACGAAUAAAAAAUUAAACUGACAG
Molecule: messenger RNA, 7203 nt
Organism: Hyla sarda
Lineage: Eukaryota; Metazoa; Chordata; Amphibia; Anura; Hylidae
Product: low-density lipoprotein receptor-related protein 2-like
Exons: 35
Coding region: 777-7103 (2108 amino acids)
Molecular function (GO): protein binding; calcium ion binding
Source: RefSeq, a predicted model, not a curated record